AAAAAAAAAAAAAAGAAAGAAAUUGUUGAUCUUGACGUUACAACUCAUUCAGCCCGUUAUUGCCAUGCCAUCCCGUCCUUUGACCCAACUCACUUUGGCAUUACUCAAACCAGAUCUGGCAGCCAAUAGUGCUCAUGUCGGCAAAGUGUUUGCACACAUUCAACAGAAUGAAUUCAAAGUUCUGGCACAUAAACAUUUGCUAUGGUCAAAGAGUCAGGCGGAAGCUUUUUAUGGAGAACACCGGGGCAAAUUUUUUUUUGAGAGGCUAUGUGGCUACAUGACUAGUGGGCAUUUUUAUGCCCUGAUCCUCGAAAAGCCGAAUGCUAUAACAGACUGGCGUGCUCUUAUCGGACCCACCCAUCCACCGCGUGCUCGAAUCAAUGCUCCAGACACUUUACGUUCUCUUUAUGGCAUGACUGAUACUCGCAAUUCAUUCCAUGGUUCAGACGCAGCUGAGACUGCCAAGAAUGAAAUACAAUUUUUUUUUCCGGAAUUUGACUGGGAGAAAUGGAAUCAAGACCAACAAAGAAGUACAUAGGCCACAGAGGGCCUUUGAAGCCGAAGAAUAGGCUUGAGUGGGUUAUUGGCGGCAUAGAUAGUAGUAAUAGGGGGAUGCAGUUACAGAUCUCUGCGAGACCUUCUUGUCAAAUUGUGAAUAGGUCUAGCUUCCAUUGUGAUUCGCACAGCUCUCAGAAUCUAAUAAUCUAAUAUUGGUCAUGCAUCGAAUGUAUAAAUAUACUUGACCUCUGUUCAUCUCCAAAAAACAUUCAUUCGACUCUCCAUUGCUUUGCAUCAUCCAUUUCUAUUUCAUUCUGUUCUUCAAACGAAGCAGCUUAUAUCCUCUUUAAAAAGUUUUUUUUUAUUUUUUAUUUUUUUUUUUUCGUUCUUUCC
Messenger RNA from Lobosporangium transversale, 891 nucleotides. Its product is annotated as nucleoside diphosphate kinase. The transcript has 4 exons. The record is from RefSeq and is a predicted model, not a curated record. The coding region runs from base 65 to 538 and encodes 157 amino acids. Gene Ontology annotation, molecular function: nucleoside diphosphate kinase activity. Lineage: Eukaryota; Fungi; Mortierellomycota; Mortierellomycetes; Mortierellales; Mortierellaceae. Gene Ontology annotation, biological process: CTP biosynthetic process; GTP biosynthetic process; UTP biosynthetic process.